Xyrauchen texanus (razorback sucker) is the source of this 5338-nucleotide messenger RNA. RefSeq names its product structure-specific endonuclease subunit SLX4-like. The coding region runs from base 253 to 5328 and encodes 1691 amino acids. The transcript is spliced from 14 exons. Gene Ontology annotation, biological process: DNA replication; interstrand cross-link repair; meiotic DNA double-strand break processing. Lineage: Eukaryota; Metazoa; Chordata; Actinopteri; Cypriniformes; Catostomidae. The record is from RefSeq and is a predicted model, not a curated record. Gene Ontology annotation, cellular component: nucleus; Slx1-Slx4 complex. Gene Ontology annotation, molecular function: enzyme binding.
UAAACCGUGGCGGGCCCGCGUCUGUUUUGAACAACGUUUAGCCGCCGCAGUAGCACAUUUUACAUGCAAAAUCGCUAUUGCAUGACAGAAAUUACAGUAUUAAAAUGGUUCAAAUGACAUUAAACUAAGUGUGCUUUGCGAACGAUCUGAAUUCAAGUUGUUAUGAAAUGAAUCACGACAGAAGUCGCGUAAACGGUAAAACUAGCCGAUGAACUGCCAGUGCUAAAAUACCAUGUGUAUGAUUCACUCUUCAUGGACGACUCGGAUCUAGACUUCACCGACCUCUGCUCUCGUCUCCUGAAAAGAGUGAGAAGAAAAGAUGCAGGAGAGCCUGGAAAUGAUGAUGGACAGCCAUCUUCCCUCUCUCCGAGCAGAAACCCCCCUAAGAGGAGGAAAAAAACUAAGGCUGUUAAGACUGAAAUAAAGAGUAACAUCAAUGGCAGGACUCAGGCAGAUGUUUCCCAACUCGUGGCUGGUGUACUAGGAACAGGGAAGGUGAAAGAUGCAGUGAUCCGCAGAAUGCAAGAGUUCAAGAGAGCCAGUCCAGAGAGGCUCCUACAUGCAGACAGUAACCAACCCACAACUACACAGUCUGACAGAGACAGUGCUGGCCCAAGUGAGAUCCAACACGCAGAUCCUACAGAUGAUGUGGGCAGUGAUGAAGCAUUGGCUCUUCAGCUUCAGCAGGAGUUGGAUCGUGAGGCUCGGGUUGCUUUGGAUGUGGAAGAGGGAGAAUUGUUCUUCUGUCAGCUCUGUCAGAAGGAUCUAUCAGUCAUGAGCCCUCAGUUACGCACUCAACACAUUAACAGAUGUCUGGAUGCAUGUGAGGACAGCGCUUCCUCUGCAUCCCAUCAUUCCCAUCCCAGGCCACGUGUUCCAGAGUGCCCCAUAUGCGGAAAGGGUUUUAAGUCUGAAAAGAGUCGGUCUGUCCACAUAAAGCGAUGCUCGAUGGAUAUGGGUGUGCCACCCAAUGAUCUGCUUCAGGCUCUUCGAAGACAAGCUGCUGAGAGCGUGAGUGACAGCACCACCGACCAAUCAAAACAGAUAGGUGGCACUAAAAGGAGGAAUGUCGUGCCUGCAAAAAAGAAAUCCAGGAGAAGAGCCCAGCAGUUGGAUGAGGACACCAUGGUGGCGCUUGCUCUGUCUCACUCUCUGCUUGAACAGGAGAGAGAAAAAGUGGAAGAGAUGAAGGAAGAGAGGGAGAUCCACGCUCAGCUCUCCAGCCCUCCCGCAGCAGUGCCUUCAGUACUACAGUGGAAACCUGGAGCAGGUAAGGGUCGUGGAAAGAGAAGGAAGGGAGCGCCUCCUGUCCACCCACCACUGCUCCUCAUUCAGGACCCUCAGGCAGCUCUGAGCCGUCUCCAGGAGCGUGUCUCUUCUUUUCUGCUCCGUACCAGUCUGCCUUCUCCACCAACCCCCAACCUAUCCCCUUCUGCCCUCCCUGCCAACUCUCAUGCCCCUCUCUGGCUCAAAAGUACUCUUCGUGAAGGAGGACCACACUCUGUUUCAGAGUAUUACACCUCAGAACUCAGCGACUUUAUACAGCCAUGGGAUGCACCAGAGAGGGAACAGACGAAGUCUCUUGAAGCAACUCCAGUAAAGAAACCCCCAGCACUGACCUCAGAAGCUGCUCUGGUUCAGGAAAAACCUUUGGAUCAAAACCGAGAACAGCUUCGGUCUACACCUUCUCCUCUUACACCCUGUUCGGUUACACCAGGCACCCAGGCCCUACAAGAUCUAAUGGAGCUGGCAGAGGAAGGCAUGACCUUAACCCAGUACGGAUACACCAUGCAUACUGCCACGGAUAAGGAGGAUGCUGUGAAUGAACUUCCUUCAAGUGGGUUUGUUGCAGAGAGAAAUGACGGCAUGUCCACCAAAACAACCUCGCAGGUGUCCUUUUCAAAGCUAGCGUCAGAUCUGAGCAGUAUGGUGAACAACCCUCAGCUCAGUGAUGUGCAGUUACAGGUGGACAGUGGAGAUGUCUUCUUCACUCAUGCAUUUAUGCUGUACACACGAUGCCCCCCGUUGGCCAAUAUGGUUCAUGACACUGGUUUUGGUGUUCAGGAGGAGGGUAUGUGUGUUGCUCAGAGGGUGUUGUUGGGUGAUGUUCCUGGGGAGGCAGUACUGGCACUCUUGCAGUAUCUUUAUACAGCCCAAUGUCCUUUAAAACCCACAAUGCUGCCACACAUACGGGAGCUUGCCGAUAGGUUUGGCUUGACUGAGCUGCAGCAGCAGUGUGAGGAAUAUUCUGGAAUUGAUGAAGACCCAAGAGGAAAAUCUAGUGACAUAUUUCCAGGUGAGGAGCAUCAUCUCGGAGACCAGGAAGACCAGAAAAUGGCAGAGAGCAAUUUCCUGGUGCUUCUCCAGUCAAUGUGGCAUCAUGGGGACAGUGAAGAAGAGGAUGAGUUUAAAGAAAAUGCAGGAGAGGAUAGAGGGAUGGAAGAGGAGGAAGAAAAACAAGAUGGAGAGUUUAAAGAGGACAGGGUAGACGAUGAAGAGCUUGAUGAGAUCUAUGAGUUUGCAGCAACACAGAAGAAGAUAGAGACGAUUAUGGAGACAACAACAAAAACCGGGGAAGAGGAGGGAAAUGCAAAUAUAUCCCACGGAAAUAAAAUUAUGGAUGAUGGGGCUGAGAAAAAGGAGAUGGAAUCCAUUUUAGAGAAGUCUGCCGCCAGUUGCAAUAGUAACAAUCAAGGUGUGGAUGGGACAGUGGCUGCCAUGGUAACAAGUCCCAGAGAGACCCAUCAAAACCAGAAUCCAGAGACUGGGAGACUAAAAGUUAGUUUGAGUCCAGAAUCAAAUGCCCACACAAAUGAAAACCGAGAUCCAGAUGCCAGUCUCGACAAAAUUUAUGACCGUUUAUUCUCCCAGUCUGUUGGGGAAUACAUGGAACUAUCACCGACACCAGCAUCCUACUCUCAGCAACAACAAUACAAGUCAUUACACACUCCUCAGAGAAACACACCUGCCUCAUUUCGUCCUCCGUGUGUCAGCGAGGUGAUUGACCUGUCCAUAAGCCCUCCACUAAGCUCAAGUGUGUCAGGUGAGUCCUCAUUUCCAGUGCCUGGUGUGUCUCCUGAUUCAAGGAAGGCCGAAGAUAUGGGUCAGUCAGCCCUAACAAAAGAAAUUUCAUGCUGUGAUGGUGUAAACAACUUUCCCUCUCCUCCGAAAUCAAACAGCCAACAAGUUGAGCUUAUUGUACUGUCAGAUUCCAGUGAAGAUAUGGAUAUAGACUACAAUGCUGCUACCACUAAAUAUCUUUCUGAGAGGGAAGCUGUGAGCCCUCAGUCGUCCUCCAACUCUCCCUCAAAACCUUCUUUGAAGUCCAAAAGCUAUGCUUGCAAUGGCAAUCUCAGUACAGAAAACACAUCUGGAUCUCAAGGCCUUGAUGGCAAACCCGUAAAUCCCGUACAGGUGACAUCCGAUACAGAACCUGCCAAAUCUGAUCAAUCAGAGCACCAUAGCCCUGCAAAUGGAAGUGUAUUUGACAGCUCUGCCGAGGUCUCCUGGUUGAUUCCGGCCACUCCGGUACCAACCACGCGCAGUUGCUCUGUCCAGACCUGUGUCAGUAUGCGCCGAACCCAGCUAUUCCCCAAGUCUUGCUCUUCAACAUCCUCUUCUUCCGCUUUGACUGUCUCUGACAGCUCGAAACCCUCUACUCGCUUUGCUUCAACAAGUGGCAGCUGCAUUAGAGAGAAGCUGGUACCCUUGUCCAAACUAGAAAGCAACUCAAGUUCUAUCAAGUCAGAUCAGAGUCUCUCUAAAGAGCAUUCUAGCACUGAAAUGGAACUCUCUCCAGGUUACCAGAAGCCACUUUAUCAUCUCAGACUGUCCCAAGUCUCUAAAAUCGUCUCACAACCCUCAAGUAGCACCCCUCUCCAUUCAGACUUUUCCCUACCAAGGCAGAUGCCCUUUGGAUCCCUUAUGGCUAGCGAUUGUGAGCUAAGGCUUGGGGAUAGCAGGGGUAAUCAUAGCUCAUCUCAUAUUCAGAAAGAAGGUCUGCUGUCUCUACAACUAAGUCGUUCAGAGAGUUCUCCUUCCCCUUGUAAAACACCUGAGAAGAAGCACCUAACACCUUACUCUCCAAGCUACGGUCAUCCUGAAUGGUCCAGAGAGAAGGAGAAUGAAGGGCUUGAACAAAUUCAAGUUAGAGAUGAUAAUAAAAGCCAAGGUGUUGAAGAAGUUGUGGAUGUUGCAGAGAACUCUGCCCAAACUAGUGUUUGUGGCAUGGAUGAGCCUCCUAUUGCAUUUGAUGAUUCGUGGGGUUUGGAUGCCGGUAUAGGAAGCCAAAAGCCACGGUUUAGUCUGAGACUUGACAGCAGUGGCGGUUCAGUCAGUCUAUUAGGUGUCGAGAGCAGAGGACAAACUGCAAGUCUACACAACACAUCUCCUCUUGCAUCUGGAGAUCAUUCCAAAACCCCUGAGCAAAGUCCUGCUCCAUUUAAUCACAGCUUACCUGACCCAUGCAUGUGGGAUGAUUGGGUGGAGGAGGAAGAGGACCCCCUUCCUCUUUCUCAGAGGUUAGCUCCUCAUGCUGCAAAGAGAGUCGCCGAGCUGAAGACUCCAGUGGCUUGCAGAAAAGCAAAUAAAGGUCCACUGGUACCCAUAACUCCCAUGCCAGGCUUCUCUGAUAUGGACACACCUGACCUCAAAAACAGACUCAACAGAUUUGGUGUGCGUCCAUUGCCUAAGAAGCAGAUGGUUUUAAAGCUGAAGGAGAUCCAUCAGUACACACACCAGCUGCAGAGCUCAGAGUCUGAAGAGGAGACCUCUCCACCCCGACACCCCUCACAUGCCUCCAACUCCCUGUCUGUUCUGCUCUCCUUUAAGCAGCCCAGCAUGCCCCCUGCUGUCUCACCUGUGAAACUGCAACAAAAUGAGGAAGAGGAGCUUUUACCAGCCUCUCAAAACUCCACUUCCUCUUUAGAGUCAGACAGGUCAAACCCAGAGCUAUGUGUAUCCGAAGAUGAAGACUCUGACGGUGAGGGCAUAACAGCAUCUCAAGCUGUUGUACGUGAGAAAGACAAACUUCUUGCAGUUCGUCAGUUCAUUCUGUCCGACCCAAAACUGUACGGACGAGUGCUGCAGUACCAACCUCUUUCCCUGGCCGAGCUGCAGGCCAGCCUGAAAGCAGCAGGCAUCAGGCUAGGUGCUGCUAAACUGCUGGACUUCCUGGACUCUCAGUGUAUCACUUUCACUACGGCCAAACAGGGCCAAAGUAACUCUUCACGCAGGAAACGGCGUGGAAAAGCUGCAACCAAUGCACCUGGAGGUGCAGCUGGUAAAGGGAGGAAAAAGACAGCCAAGCCUCCUGCAGGAGUGUUGUGACAAGGACUGA